UCCCAAGACUUGAAAAGUCCUACUUUUCACAGUUGACUCAGUCUUUGAGUUUGAUAAACGCAGCUUCCAUGAUAUUACUACCUUUUAUUUAUUUCCGUGUGCUUACAGCGGAAGCUUGCCACCUAUCGGAAAACAAAAAAUGUCAUUUCUUGCAACACUAAACCGUGUAGUGGCGGUAGUAUUACUACUACUAAUACUCUCGUACAAAUCUUAUGGUGAUGAACAACAAGAUUCAUGUUCUCAAAGGUGCGGUGUCCAUAACAUCACUCACCCUUUCCGGUUGAAAAACAGUCCCAAACACUGUGGUGACGAAAGGUACAACUUGUCCUGUGAGAACAACAACCAAUUGAUGUUGUACUACAAUUCAGUUGGAAAAUACCACGUUCAAUCAAUUAAUUACAACAACUUCACUAUAAGAUUGUUGGAUUUCAAUUACUCCAAUUAUUCUAUCCUCCAUCCUCUAGGAUCCUAUAAUUUCACUUCCGACAAUACCGAAACCUCGCCGUACCAAGUGUAUGGGGAUCUCUAUAAAUCAUUGGUAAAGCCUAUUUUAUAUCUAAACUGUCCAAAUCGUGUCCAAUAUUCUGAGGAUAUUUAUUUUCCUACCCCUAUCUGUAUCAACAUUAGUGAUUCGUAUCCGCAGCAAAGAAAUUCUUCCUAUGUCAAUUCUAUUAAAUUUGGAUAUGACAAAUCUCUUUCUAGAUUGGGGCUGGAAGACGGGUGUCGUAUAGAGUUUAUGUAUCUCACUUCUUGGGGUUUACAAGAUGGAAACAACAACAUGUCUUGUACGGACAUCCGCAGUAUGAUGCUUUAUGGAUUUGAACUUUCUUGGCUCAACAGUCUUUGUAAAGAUGGAUGGUCUUCAUACCUCGAUGAGAAUGGCCAACAUGGAUGUGAUCAUGACGAAAACUGGAGUUUUCUGGCUUUGGUUGUCAUAGCUAUCUUGAUUUACAUUGGUAUGUUUUUUGGCUGUCUAUUUGGUGUUAAAAUUAUUUUUGGAGUGCCAUCCAUUGUUGUAUUAUUAAUCUACAAAUGGAGACAGAAACAUUUAUCGAUAUAUGAUGGAAUAGAAGAUUUUCUGCAAAGUGACAAUAACAUCAUACCUUUAAGAUACUCUUACAAAGACAUAAAAAAGAUAACAGAAAAAUUCAAAACAAAACUAGGUCAUGGAGGUUAUGGAUCUGUUUUUAAAGGAAAACUUCGAAGUGGUCGUCUUGUAGCAGUCAAAUUAUUGGACAGAGCCAAGUCCAACAAUGGUCAAGAUUUUGUUAAUGAAGUUGUUACCAUAGGUAGGAUUCACCAUGUUAAUGUGGUGCAACUUAUUGGUUUUUGUAUGGAUGGGUCAAAACGUGCUCUUAUAUACGAGUUCAUGCCAAAUGGAUCCCUUGAGAAAUAUAUACAUUCUCAUAUUGAAGAGAGACAUUCCUUAAGUUGUGAAAAAUUGUAUUUCAUUUCUCUUGGAGUGGCUAGAGGCAUUGAUUACUUGCAUAACGGAUGCAAUAUGAAAAUUCUACACUUUGACAUAAAGCCUCAUAACAUACUUCUCGAUGAAAAUUUCAAUCCAAAAGUUUCUGAUUUUGGAUUAGCUAGACUUUAUUCUACAGAUAAAAGUAUUGUGACAUUAACUGCCGCAAGGGGAACCAUUGGAUACAUGGCUCCUGAGCUAUUCUACAGAAAUGUUGGGACAAUAUCUUACAAAGCUGAUGUUUAUAGCUUUGGAAUGUUGUUAAUGGAGAUGGCAAGUAGAAGGAAGAACUUGAAUGCAUUGGCUGAUCAAUCUAGCCAGAUAUAUUUCCCUUUUUGGAUUUAUGAUCAAUUACAUGAUGGAAGGGAAAUAACAACUGAGAAUGACACAGAUCAAGAGAUGAAAUUGGCAAAGAAAAUGAUGAUUGUGGCUUUAUGGUGUAUACAGACAAAACCUGAGGAUCGUCCUUCGAUGAAUAAAGUGUUGGAGAUGCUUGAAGAAGACGAUGAAGAUAUGCAAAUUCCUAGUAAGCCUUACUUUUGCCUACAAGAUCAUCCAGUUGCAGAUGUUAAAGAUGAUGAUAUUGGUAGCUCAUGGACUUCAUAUGGUACAACACUAAGUGAUCCCAAGGAACCCACUUGAUCUCAUUUAGUUUUCAAAUCAAUUACAUGUUUAUAUGUAUCUAGUUUGUUGGUUCUAAGGAUUGGAUAAAUAUAUAUUAAAGGGAUGUAAUACGAUAUAUGCAGGAAUGUUAGUAAAUAAGUAUUUUCUCUUAAUUAUUUAGAAUGAUGAUAGAAAUUAUUGUAAACAUAUCUAUGGAUAUUUUGUUAUGGAUCAAGAAUGCUUUUGAUUUGUAGUGAAAACUCAUAUGUUAAAAGAUUAUAUAUUCUCACUAGAUAUUGAUAGAAAAUCAAUGAACAAAACUUUGACUUGAUCUUGAGUGAGCAUAAAACUAAGAUUGAUCCUUCAUCUAAUGGUCAAAUGCAAAAUAGUGAAGGUGAGGAUGGAUAAUUACCAAGGCAUACUGAGCUU
Molecule: messenger RNA, 2497 nt
Organism: Vicia villosa (hairy vetch)
Lineage: Eukaryota; Viridiplantae; Streptophyta; Magnoliopsida; Fabales; Fabaceae
Product: LEAF RUST 10 DISEASE-RESISTANCE LOCUS RECEPTOR-LIKE PROTEIN KINASE-like 2.4
Exons: 3
Coding region: 140-2107 (655 amino acids)
Biological process (GO): protein phosphorylation
Molecular function (GO): protein kinase activity; ATP binding; polysaccharide binding
Source: RefSeq, a predicted model, not a curated record